Parnassius apollo (apollo) is the source of this 534-nucleotide messenger RNA. NCBI's taxonomy places the organism in Eukaryota, Metazoa, Arthropoda, Insecta, Lepidoptera, Papilionidae. The record is from the annotation of a GenBank genome assembly.
UUGAAUAUUUCUACAAUUUAUGGUAAAGAUUUAAAUCCAGAUGCAUCUAAUAACAAUUGUACUCCCAACCCUUCCGAGAAAAUCUGUGAAAUAUAUGACACUCAAACGCAAAAUGAACAAAGUUCAUUAACAUAUUUGAAUAUUCCUGCAAAUUCUGCUAAAGAUUUUGAACCCGAUUCAUCUGAUGAUAGUUAUGCUCCCAACUCGUCUGACCUAGAAACUGAUUCUUCUUACUCCGACGAUAGUGAUGGUGAUGAUAGCGUAAUAACUUACUAUGAAAACAGUUCUGAAACCGAAUUAGUUCAAAUACUUGAAAAUACUCAAUGUACAGAAAACAAUAAUUUUGACGAGUGGGAAGACAUUAACGAUACGAAACCUGAUUUCGAUGAAUUCACAGAUAAUUGUAGACCAAACAUUCCGGAUAAUACUAUAACGCCAGCAGAUUUUUACAGUCUAUUUGUAACGGAUGAAAUUAUUGAGCAAAUGGUAAUAAACACAAACAAUUACGCACAAGAUAAUAAGAUCGUAAUCUAA